AUGGCGCCAUCCCUCAAACUCGCCGUCGGUAUCGACAUCGGGCUCCAGGAACAGGAUUUGCAGCCAACGGUCAUAGGCUCACGGACUCGCAAGGAGAGUUGGGGUGACGACAUCCGGACCGAACAAGGCGAAACCAAGCUGGACUUGUCCAAGCUGGCGCUUGCAGAGGGCGCACUGGCCCAUGGUACCCUACGAGCAGGUCGUCUGGCCGUUGUCGAGGCCUCACGCAAGCGGCUCGAAGAGGCUGAUCUGGAUGCCGCCCUACAUAUCCAGUUCGAGGUCCCCGCGGUGUGGGACAAAUCGGCCACGACGGGGAUGAGGACCGCCAUUGAACAGUCCAACAUGUUGUCUUUCACCAACGGGCCUCGCGCAACCAUAGGUUUUAUCCCCGAGUUCGAGGCCGCAGCCCUCGCCACGAUUCCCAGGUUGGCCGCGAAGCAUAAACUCAAGGAUGUGAUUUCGCACAAGCUGGCAUCCAUCAAACCUGUCAUCGUUGACGAAUGCGUCGAAUGCGAGGGCGCACUUUUGGGCGACAUGUACAUGAAGGGUGCCCUGCUGUCUUUUAUCAAGCGGGAGGCCCUGGACUGCGAUAUUGACAUCGACACACUCGAGAAGACCAAAUUUGACGCCCGGUUUCAGCAGUUCUGGCUGGACGUUUGCGAGACCCCCGCGGAUUCAGACCACCGCGCCACACCCUGCGACUUCGUCGUCGAUGGGCCUAAUGACGAAGACUUCCUGACCAUUCCGCUCUUUCGGUGA
Molecule: messenger RNA, 759 nt
Organism: Chaetomium globosum CBS 148.51
Lineage: Eukaryota; Fungi; Ascomycota; Sordariomycetes; Sordariales; Chaetomiaceae
Exons: 4
Coding region: 1-759 (252 amino acids)
Source: RefSeq, a predicted model, not a curated record